CUUCAAAUGUGUCCCCCACGGAUCACACCGUUGACUGUGUGGUUGGUUAUGAGAAGUCCGACGUUAUGAAGGUUAUGUAAACUUAAUGUCACUGUUUCUACGGACAGAUACACCGAAAAAGAAUAAACAGCACACCCACAGAAUCACCUAAGUGCAUUGAAACAGAAUGGCGUCCCCUUCACCCCAUGACCGCAGCCGUAAAGACAACGAUGAGGAUGACCCUGUUGAACAGAUGAUAUCCCGCACCGGCUGUGCCGAGCUACACUACGCUGUGCAGGAGUGCAUGGCUGAACACCAGGACUGGCGCGUGUGCCAGAGCCAGGUCCAGACUUUCAAAGACUGCAUGAUGAAUUUCCAAAUCGCCCGGAAAGAACAGCUGAUGAAGCAGCAGCAGCAGACCUCCACUGAGUCUGCGCCCAGCUGAACUCACAACACCUCACACCCUCAUACACAUCGGCCUGGAUGUGUUGAAGACAUGCUUGAGGUGAAAAGACUGUCCCUAAUUUAAUUCUUGUUAAUGAAAAUAAAGUAUGAGCAACUACAAAAAAAUCCUGACUUGGACUUUCAAAUGUGUGCAGCAGAAAGACCAACUGAUAAAUGUGAUUAAUCAGCCAACAGAAGCUUAUCGCUGACUAGAGACAGUGUAGUCUGGGGCUGUUUAGUGGCUGUUUUGGUAAGGAACUGGAACCAGGGCGAGAGAGACAGGAUCCGGAAUUUGAUGGAUGCGCCUUUCCGUCAAAAGCACCAAGCUAAUAAAAAUGCGGUGAAACU
Molecule: messenger RNA, 771 nt
Organism: Epinephelus lanceolatus (giant grouper)
Lineage: Eukaryota; Metazoa; Chordata; Actinopteri; Perciformes; Serranidae
Gene: coa4
Product: cytochrome c oxidase assembly factor 4 homolog
Biological process (GO): mitochondrial respiratory chain complex IV assembly
Cellular component (GO): mitochondrial intermembrane space
Source: RefSeq, a predicted model, not a curated record